GGUUCCUUUCCGGUCACCGCUAACUCUGUUCAAUGCGUCGAUCCAGAAGCGCAUUGUGUCGCCAUAUGGACCGUUCGUGAAAACAAGUCUGAAGUACUUUUGCAAGGUUGCUGGAACGUCGUGCAAGAUGCCUGUUCAGGACCUGACAUCUGCUCCAGCGGAAAUCGUAUUUUCCAAUCCUCACGAAGUGGAUACCCCACCUACAUGUGCUGUUGCCGACCGAGUAACUGUAAUCAUAUUAACCGCAUCGUCGUUGGCCCUUUAUAUCGCCAACGAUCGAAUGAGACCCAUGAGAACAGUCGUGAAGAUCAUCAGGAAAAAGACUCUAGGAUGACGAUAUUGGUGUGGAUUUCGUCAAUGCUCAGCGUAGCAAUUCUCCUGCUAGCUGCAAAGCGUUACUAUCGAACGCGACGGCAAGGCCAGAGUGAAACGGCUGAGGUCUUACGACGACUGUCUGCGAGCGGUGUGGCACCAGUACCAUGGUCAGCGAAGGCCAUUCCAAGUCAAUCAGACACUUCCGUCGAAGAACCUCUUCUUGAGGAUCACGAUCCGUUUGUUGCGUCGUUGCAACUUCUAGAACGAAUCGGUAGCGGACAUUUCGCUGACGUCUUUCGUGCAUCAUCCAACCUAGGCGACGUGGCAGUGAAGGUGUAUCAUGCGGAUCAGGCAACCUUUGACAACGAAUUCGACAAUCUGACCCUACUUCAGUCUUUGAAGCAUCCAAAUACGGUACAGUUGAUUCGUGCAGAUGUCGCUACAAAGGGUCUGGUAUUGCAGUUAUACUCCGGCUCUCUGCAUUCACUUCUUGAGGAACAUUCACUGGAUAUGACCGAUUUCUUCGAUUGUGCCAUAGCCAUCAGUGGAGUUCCGAAGCCAGUGAUAGCUCAUCGUGACCUGAACCCGCACAAUGUUUUGUACAGCCGUCAAGGUGGUGCAAGAAUACAGCUUUGUAUCGCCGAUUUCGGGUUAUCGGUCUCAUUUCCAGAAGGCCGACCGGCAAAGAGCCUUGAGCUUCUGACCGAGAGAGGCACCGUACGUUAUAUGGCCGUGGAACUCCUCGAAGGAUCAGUAAAUCUAUUGGAUCCGAUGACGUCAUUGCUCCAGACUGACGUCUAUUCCUGUGCUUUAGUGCUGUGGGAGCUUUUUUGGCGGUGCAGAGAUGUCUGGCCUGCUGGUGAAAUCCCAUCGCAUCGAGUUGCUUAUGACAAUUUGGUGCCACGGAAUCCCCGAUUGGAACACAUGUAUCAGGUGGUGGUCCGUGAACGACGACGUCCCGACAUACCGCCUGCGAAUUCAAAAGCUGAAAGUUUGGUCGAAUUGUGGUCGUCCAUUACCGAAAUGUGGGAACAGGAACCUGAAGGUCGAACAACAGCCGCCUGUUCAGCUGAUCGAUUGCGGCGACUUAGAAGAAGUCUAGAUCCAACGGGUGCGGAACGUGAUCAAUAA
Cooperia oncophora is the source of this 1446-nucleotide messenger RNA. The record is from the annotation of a GenBank genome assembly. Lineage: Eukaryota; Metazoa; Nematoda; Chromadorea; Rhabditida; Trichostrongylidae.